Molecule: messenger RNA, 183 nt
Organism: Candidula unifasciata
Lineage: Eukaryota; Metazoa; Mollusca; Gastropoda; Stylommatophora; Geomitridae
Source: the annotation of a GenBank genome assembly
GUCAGAGCCCAGGGAACUACCAGCAGCUGACUUUUGCCCUGACGGGAGACCACCGGGAGCUCUUCCCCAACGGAACCUUGACCAUCAAGAAUGCCAGAGAAGAGGACCACGGCUACUACCUGUGCCAUGCCAGCAACGGGGUUGGGUUCGACAUCAGCAAAGUCAUCCAUCUGAACAUUCACA